GGCCAGAUUCCCACUGGGGCAAAGGGUCCGUUUCUGAGUCUGCCUGUAACUAUGCAAGGCAACCGGAAAUCGGCUGCCCUUAGUAAAGAUGGCGGAACGAACGGCGUCAUUGCUUGUGCUGUGGCAUCGACGCCCUCGCUCAACAUGGCGGCCCUUUGUGCCCGCCCCCUCGGCUAACUGGCGGGUUUGUGGGUCAGAAUACGCAGUAGAUGAUGGCGGGAGCGAUGGCGGCAGGAAUGGUGGCUUCUCGCAGACUCCGUGACCUGCUGACCCGGCGACUGACAGCCUCCAACCACCCGGGCCUCAGUAUUAGCCUUCGCCUCACCGGCUCCUCUGCAAAACAGGAGGCUUCUGGAGUAGCCCCUGGUGAAGCCCCAGACCACAGCUAUGAGUCCCUUCGUGUGACGUCUGUACAGAAACAUGUUCUGCACGUCCAGCUCAACCGGCCCGACAAGAGGAAUGCCAUGAACAGGGUUUUCUGGAGAGAGAUGGUAGAGUGCUUCAACAAGAUUUCAAGAGACGCUGACUGUCGGGCGGUGGUGAUCUCUGGUGCAGGAAAAAUGUUCACUGCAGGUAUUGACCUGAUGGACAUGGCUUCCGAUAUCAUGCAGCCUAAAGGAGAUGAUGUGGCCCGGAUCAGCUGGAACCUCCGUGACCUCAUCACUCGAUACCAGGAGACCUUCACCGUCAUCGAGAAGUGCCCCAAGCCUGUGAUUGCUGCUGUCCACGGGGGCUGCAUUGGCGGAGGUGUGGACCUUGUCACCGCCUGUGACAUCCGGUACUGUGCCCAGGACGCUUUCUUCCAGGUGAAGGAGGCGGACAUAGGUUUGGCUGCCGAUGUAGGAACACUGCAGCGCCUGCCCAGGGUCAUCGGGAACCAGAGCCUUGUCAACGAGCUGGCCUUCACCGCCCGCAAGAUGAUGGCUGACGAGGCGCUAGGCAGCGGGCUGGUCAGCCGGGUGUUCCCAGACAAGGAAGUCAUGCUCGAUGCAGCCUUAGCGCUGGCAGCCGAGAUUUCCAGCAAGAGCCCUGUGGCGGUGCAGGGCACCAAGGUCAACCUGCUCUAUUCUCGCGACCAUUCGGUGGCUGAGGGCCUCAACUACAUGCUCUUCUCACAGGACGAGCCACCAGCCCAGCAGAGAGCGAUGAACUUUGUCCCUGCACCGGGCUACCAGCCCACCUACAACCCGACGCUGCCCUACUGCAAGCCCAUCCCGGGCGGACUCAGCGUGGGAAUGUCUGUUUACAUCCAAGGAGUGGCCAGCGACCACAUGAAGCGGUUCUCUGUGAACUUCGUGGUGGGGCAGGACCCAGGCUCAGACAUCGCUUUCCACUUCAACCCGAGGUUUGAUGGCUUGGACAAGGUGGUUUUCAACACGCUGCAGGGCGGGAAGUGGGGCAGCGAGGAGAAGAAGAGGAGCAUGCCCUUCAAAAAGGGCGCCGCCUUCGAGCUGGUCAUCAUGGUCCUGGCCGAGCACUACAAGGUGGUGGUAAAUGGAAAUCCCUUCUAUGAGUACGGGCACCGGCUCCCUCUACAGAUGGUCACCCACCUGCAAGUGGAUGGCGACCUGCAAGUUCAAUCAAUCAACUUCAUCGGAGGCCAGCCGCCCCCGCCACCCCAGGGACCCCAGAUGAUGCCAGCUUACCCUGGUCCUGGACAUUUCCCUCAACAGCUGAACAGCCUGCCCUCUAUGGAGGGACCCCCAGUCUUCAACCCGCCUGUGCCGUAUUUCGGGAGGUUGCAAGGAGGGCUCACAGCUCGAAGAACUAUCAUCAUCAAGGGCUUUGUGCCCCCCACAGGCAAGAGCUUUACCAUCAACUUCAAGGUGGGCUCCUCAGGGGACAUCGCUCUGCACAUUAAUCCCCGUAUCAGUGACCGUGCCGUGGUCCGGAACAGCCUGGUGAAUGGCUCGUGGGGCUCUGAGGAGAGGAACAUUUCCUACAACCCGUUUGGUCCCGGACAGUUCUUUGAUCUGUCCAUUCGCUGUGGCUUGGAUCGCUUCAAGGUUUUCGCCAACGGUCAGCAUCUCUUUGACUUCGCCCAUCGCCUCUCAGCCUUCCAGAGGGUGGACACGGUGGAAGUCCAUGGUGAUGUCACCUUGUCUUAUGUCCAGAUCUAAUCUAUUCCUGGAGCUGUAUAACUCAUGAGAAAACAGAAAGAUUUCCUGGGACUCCUUUCUAAGCCCCUAAUAAAAUGUCUGAGGGAGUCU
Molecule: messenger RNA, 2210 nt
Organism: Saimiri boliviensis boliviensis (Bolivian squirrel monkey)
Lineage: Eukaryota; Metazoa; Chordata; Mammalia; Primates; Cebidae
Source: RefSeq, a predicted model, not a curated record